Messenger RNA from Phaedon cochleariae (mustard beetle), 2052 nucleotides. Lineage: Eukaryota; Metazoa; Arthropoda; Insecta; Coleoptera; Chrysomelidae. The record is from the annotation of a GenBank genome assembly.
AUGGAUGAUAAAGAAGGUCCUAUAUUAUACGUGCUUGUAGUAGGAUUUCAUCACAAGAAAGGUUGUCAGGUGGAAUAUUCUUUUCCUGAGCUGGUUCCAGGCCACCCUAAUGAAUGUCCUGCUGGAUGGAAGUACUUGCCGACGUUAGCAUUGCCAGAUGGAUCUCACAAUUAUAAUGAAGACACUGUGUAUUUCCUUUUGCCAAGUCUCACAAAACCAAUGCAAACUAUUUAUGGGAUUUCUUGUUUUAGGCAAAUACCAGUGGAGAAAUUGAAAAAUAAAACUGCUGAUAUAACUAGGGGUACUGUUCAGAAGUCAGUAUGUGUGCUUAGUAAAAUACCACUGUUUGGACAAAUUCAAGUCAAGAUGUGUCUCAUUACCCAUGCCUACUUUGAAGAAGGUGACUUCAGUAAAGUUUCUAUAUUGAAAGACACUUACUAUCAUCUAAAUGCUGUGAUGCUCCAAAGUGAUACCAUACAACAAACAUUUGUGGGAUUAUCUGCUAGAGAUUUCAUUUUACAAUGGAAACACAAGGCAAUAUUGCUUUUUAAACUUCUACUUCUUGAAAAACGAGUCAUUUUCUUCAAAUCCCCUGUUCAUCCUCUCUGUACAACAAUAUUAACUCUCAUUUCCCUGUUUCCUGAAAUGAUAGAAUCAGGUUUACAUCAAUCAGCUUGUAUAAGGUUAUCAAGACCUAUGUCUCCAAUGCCAGAAUACUCUGAUGAAGAUGGGAGUCCUAUAAAAAGGAGGAUAUCCAUGAAUGGAGUAUCAUGCACAAAUAACACAGUCUCAGAAAAAGAGCAAGUUCUGAACACUGUAGGAGGUGAGGAUGAUAAUAUGUCAGGAGAUCCCAAGAAUGCUGCUAGUGGUUUAAAGGUCUCUAAAGAUUUGGAACAACAAACUGGGGAUUCUGAACAAACUGAUGAUUCAACAGAAGUAGGAUUUGAGAUUACAGAAACCAAUGAUAAUCAUAAUAUAUUAAAUAACAGGGAAAAUCCUCCUGAAGGGUCCAUUUCCAAUAUAGGUGAAAAAAACAGUAGCCUUAGGAGAGAUAUCAGCUCUGAUACAAUCUCAGAUUUAGUUCAAAACAAUAUAUCUUACCUCACACAUCUAAAUUUUGAAAGCUGUGGAUUUCCUCUUGCUAUCUUCACAAAAGGUUCCUUGUGCUUACCAUACCUUUCUCUGCCAUAUAUGGAUCUUUUGACUGAUAUGAAUGUUAGAAGUUAUGUAGUUGGAGCCACAAAUGUUUUAUUCAAGCAGAAAAGGCAGCUUUAUGACAUUUUAGUGGAUAUAGAUGGUGGUAGAAUUGAAUGCCAGGAUUUAAAUUUGAGGAAGCAUCUGCAUUUGAAUACUGAAGAUUUGAGGUUUGCUGAUUAUAUUGUAAAACAUGUCUCAGAAGAACGACAUGAUGUAUUUCUAGAUGGAGUAGGUUGGGAAGGGGGUGAUGAAUGGAUCAGGGCACAAUUCAGGGUUUACUUAUUAUGUCUGCUUAGGACUUCAAUGCUCCAAGAUGGUGCUAGAGAAAUAGAUCAUUUCAAUUCAAGUUUCAUAACUAGUUGGAGAGAAACUCACAACUAUAAGAACUGGCUAGCUGGUAUCAAUCCAGGAAUUCUGGAUGUUCAUCCAGGACAUCCAUUUGCUGGACAGUUAUCAGUUGCUGACAUGAAAUUACGGUUAACACAUACAAUGCAAAAUACCGAAAGUGGCAGGAAAUUGAAUCAAGCUAUGGCAUCUACUGGAAAAGCUGUAGCAACUACUAGCAAAGCUGUGGGUGGGGCCCUCACUCAAGCAAAGGGGGCUUUCAGUAGCUGGUGGAGUAAUUUUAUGGUGAGCCCUGAACAAGGCCAAAAAAUUUCAGAAACUCAAGCUGAAGAGGCCAGUAGCAGUAAUUCGACUGAUAUAGCUGACAUUCCCAAUAGUAUUAGUAGUGAUCAAGAACAUGUAGAUAAUGAUGUUUGUAAUGGAGUUGCUGUGAGUAAAGAAGGGUGUAAGGUGAUUGGUGAUUCUCAAUUGAACAAUAUGCACCAACCUGGAAAGGUACACACUGUGUAA